GUGAUCAACAUAACCUCAAAAAAGAUUAUUGAGCGCAAAUCAAAACAGUUGACUGCGAGUUUUUCAAUAGAAUAAUAUUGUUGUUUUUUAACAUGAUAUAAAAGAAAUUGUGAAUAAAAUGCAGAAAAUGGGUCACAAACAAGCACCUAGUGAUAUUUAUUGGACUAUUUUGGAAUUAAAGGGACUUCUCGAAGAUGAUGAAUCUUGUGUUUAUUUCGAGAGACACAGAAAACACAUUGGAAUGCAUCCUUUUCACAUGCAAAAUAUUAAUUCAUCAUUGAGAGAAAUAUUAAACUCUAAACUUAAUGCGUAUGACGUUGAAUUGGAUGGACUUUUAUUGGCUUAUAAAAAUCCAACACUUCUCACUCCUCAUGCAGGAAUUCUACAUGACACUUGUUACAUUCAUUUGGAUAUAGAAGCGGAUUUUUAUAUUUUUAGACCGAAAGUAGACUCCAAGAUAAAGGGAAUCGUUAACAAAGUAGGAAUAAAUCACAUUGGAGUUUUAGUUCAUAAAGUAUUUAUUGCUUCUAUUCCACAACCGGAGAACGAAGAAGACUGGCCUGGAAAUAACGUAAAUAUGGGACAAGAAAUUAAAUUUACAGUAAACGAAGUAGAUUUUAGUAGCAGGCUGCCUUAUAUUCGAGGUGUUUUAUACGAGGAUGAAUAUUUGGAGGGUUGCAAACUCUAUAAUAAUGAAUUUACGGAGGAAAAUGAAGAAAUUGAAACGAGUGAAAAUUUAAAUCCGGCGAAUAUUAGUUUUCAAGAAGAUUUCGUCGCCGAUUCGUCGGGAAUUUCAGCACGAAAAAGAAAGCGAAUUACAUUCGAUAGCGAUUCUGAGGAUGAUGAUAAUGAGGUGAAAGCUGGAAAAAAGGCGAAGAAAAUGAAACUAAAAGAUGAGGAAAAUAAAAAUUGCCCCAACACUGGUAAUUUAUCGUUUGAUAUUGAAAAUCACGAAUCUGAAAACCAGGAACCAAAAAUAAAGAAACAUAAGAAAAUUCGCUCUGAAAUUAAAAAAGAAGAAGAGGAAAAAUCUACGAAAAGAAAUAAAAAUUCUUCGAUCGAUGGAAAUUCAACGUUGGACACUGAGAAUGAAACCGAAAGUGAAAAUCGAGAGCAUAAAAUAAGGAAACCUAAAAAAAUUAAGAGAGAAAAACAGGACAAAAUAAAUAAAAAUUCCGUAAUCGAUGCAAAUUUAACAUUGGAUACAGAGAAUGAAACCGAAAAUGAGAGUCAGGAGCAAAAAAUAAAGAAGAAUAAAAAAAUUAAGAAAGAAAAGGAGGACAAAAUGAAGAGAGAUAAAAAUUCCCUGAUCGAUGGAAAUUCUACGAUAGUCAGUGAAAAUGAAAACGAAUCUGAGAGUCAAGGAGAAAAAAUCAAGAAACCUAAAAAAAUUAAGAAAGAAAAAGAAGACAAAACGAAAACAGAUAAAAAUUCUACAUUACUCACUGAAAAUGAAACCGAAUCUGAGAGUCAAGAGGAAAAAAUAAAGAAACCAAAAAAAAUUAAAAAAGAGGAAAAAACUGCGAAAGGAAAUAAAAAUUCCUCGAUCGAUGGAAAUUCAACUUUGGACACUGAAAAUGAAACCGACGAUCAACAACCAAAAGUAAAGAAAAAUAAAAAAAUCCUCUCCGAAAUAAAAAAGGAAAAAGAGGAAAAAUCUACAAAAGCAAAUAAAAAUUCCCUAAUUAAUGGAAAUUCAACAAAGGACACUGAAAGUACAAAUGAAUUAGAAGAUCAAAAACCAAAAAUAAAGAAACAAAAAACAUCUGAUAAGGAAGAAGAAAAGAAAAAUUCCUCAACACAAGACACGGACAAUGAUAACAACGAAUUUGACACUGAAAUUUCAACAAUAAAUAAAUCACCGAAAAAAGCAAAAAAAUCGAAGAGGAAAAUUAAAAUUGAACCUGAUUCCGAUGAAAUGGAGAGUGUCAUUAGAAAAAUUAAGACUGAACCAAGUGACGAGAGUUUUAAAGUAAAAAAAGAACCAACUAAAGUGGUAAAAUGUAAUAAGGAGGAUUCUGAUUGACGAAAAUCUCACGAACAAUUAUUAUUUUAUUACAAUUUUUGUAUUAUUUACAAAUUUUUCUUGUAAAUGGAUGUCAUUUUCAUUAAGAAAAAGAGAUUAAUGAAAAUGAGUCUUUUAUACAUAUAUUUUUGAAAAUAGAAGACAAAUCUUUUAUAAAAAAAUGAAAAGUAUAUAAAAGUCUAUAAAUUCAUAAUUUUUCAAUUAUAUUAUUACUAUGUAAAUAUUCUAAAAUUUG
Molecule: messenger RNA, 2261 nt
Organism: Leptopilina heterotoma
Lineage: Eukaryota; Metazoa; Arthropoda; Insecta; Hymenoptera; Figitidae
Gene: Polr1F
Product: DNA-directed RNA polymerase I subunit RPA43
Exons: 4
Coding region: 119-2026 (635 amino acids)
Biological process (GO): DNA-templated transcription initiation
Cellular component (GO): RNA polymerase I complex
Source: RefSeq, a predicted model, not a curated record